AUGCAGAAACACUGGACCAAGUUCGGCGAUGGUAGAGUCCGGGUGGCGUCGUCGCGCCGGAGUGGAAACAUCGCCCGUCGGCGUCAACAAGAAUCGACGCAAGAAGCUCACAAUCGGCCAGUCCUUACCAGUAAACUUAAUAAGUCAUUUAAAGGGAGAAAUUCCGUGGAGGACCCUCUUUCUGACAAUUGUUUGGAGCAGCCCCGAUGCGCCGAGGAGGCGCUCAACCGGUUGCCGACUCUUCCUGGCGAGAGCAGGUCCGCCUCUCUCCAUGACAAAACCCGCGUGACGUCGCGGGGAAUGACAUUUCAGGGCGCCAGAAGCAACGGCGAACCAUGCUCCAAAGAAGGUGACGAUGCUCUGUGCCUCCAACGGCGAUCAAAUCUAACUCUGAAGCGUCUCCCACCAAAACCGAGCCGGGACUAUGGUCACCUCAGAAGAGAUACAGUGCGAACGAACUCAGCAGAUCCCCCACCUAGCCUCCUUCGUCGGCAUUAUGACAAGGCAAGCAAGAUGCAACCUUCAAGCAAGGUAGAUAUGCGGCCGCCGUUAGCGGAAAGCCGGCGAUCUUCGUCGUCCGGGAACCGGUGCUUGGGGACUGUUCGCUCUGUGGACUCACGAAGCGCAGUGUCUGGGUCGCCGGGAGAAUGCGAGGUCGGAAGACAUGCAAAGUAUGAUAUUUCCUAUCAUAAUGACGCAAAAUCGAGGGGUCCUCGAAUGAGUCUGCCACGCGAGGACAGCUCGCGUGAUGAAGAGAGUGACAGCGGCAACUCAUCCAACAGUGAGAUGAGCAGCGAGGCAAGCGGUGUAUCGUGGCUUGAUUUUUCAAAUACACACAGAAGAGAAGCACGGACCGAGCCCAUAUCCGCGCAUAAAGAUGUGGAUACUUCGCGAUGCGUGGAGGGGCAGCAUGGGUGCGGUUGUCAAAAGUGGGACUACUGUCGAAGUGCAAAUCUCGGCGCAGGCGCCUCUGUCCCAGAGACAAGGUCCAAUUAUGGGAGUUCAUCCCACCGGGUGAAACCGAAGCUUAACCUCAGCAGUCCACAAAGUACAGCAGAAGCGGCAGUGACCGGCCGCCGUGAUUCGCUGGUGAACACAGCGGGCAAGUGGUUGAGAAGAAUUUCGUUCAGCUCAGCCGCGAGUAACCAGAGAGAAGAAAAGGGAUCGAGGAACUGUUCCGAAGUGAACGCUUUAUCUGCCAUACAGACACGCAGGCAUAGUCGGCAGGGGGUUUCGGGGUCGAAGAUUAAACAGACCCUGGUAGAAGGAGUCCGGGGAAUCUUAUCACGAUCGCGUAGGCGAAGCGACGCAGGGACCGUGGCUUCUGACAAACCACACCCAGGUGCACUUUCUACUCGUGAAACCGGUCACGGGCGCCUACGAAGCUGCCAGGAUCAGACAGGACACCGCGACCGUCUAGAGCCGCACUGGAAGCGUUGUGUCUCUGACUCAAAUCCUCCGAGCGAGGCGUGGGAGUCGUCGCUCCCGCCAACACCCACGGGUCGUUCAGGCAAUGGCGGAGAAUGGAGAUACAACGACAGUGAUAUCUCUCAUGACAGAGAGAGCAGCGUGUGUUCGGAAGAGGAUUUUAUGGACGCAAAUCGAUCGGACAGAGACGAACUGCAGCAGCCGGGACUGGAUCGGAGAAGUUCAUUCAAGGCCGUGGCAGCCACAGCAUUUACUGCGUCACAUAGUGGGGAAUUCCCUCCGCCAUCCGUUAAUCCGCGCCGAUGCCAGGCGUCUACUCGGAAACGAACAAGCUCGACGCCAUCACGGGUAGCAUCUGAUUAUUCUGGAGAUAUGUGCAGUGGCCCCCAGCAAACAGGAUGCCUGGAAGAGAAGGUGACACACCGUGGAACGGCGGAAGCGCCUGUUCGCAGGCUGAGCGCGGCAUCUACUUCUCCCAGUCGCAAUCAAGAUACUCGGAGUGACCGCGGGUCUCUAGCCACUAGCGAUUUGUAUGUGGACGAAAACGCCAGUAAAAUGUCCGUUCUGCAGAGAAAGCACACCCCUGAGAGACCGUCCAAACAGUCUUCUGCGAGAAAGAUCCCAUCAAUUCCUUCCCCUAUCGUCACCUUGGAGCAUGUCAACGCCUCCAUUGACUGGAUUGUUAAUGUCGGGUCGAAUCAGCAAUUAAUGCAGAAAGCACAGGAAAUGGUCAGAGAGAGACUUCAAAAGCUGUGCUUAAACAAACGGCUGGAACGCGGAGGUUUGAGUCCUGAGACACCCUGCGCGAUUUCAGCGCCCAACUACGUCAGAGUCAAUCGCCCUCGUCUAUCGUCCAAAGCAGCCACCACGCAUGCUACGAGGACACCUAUUCAACUACCACGGUCAUCGAGUUUAACAUCGGGAAGGGGGCGGUUCCAUGAGGCGAAACCGCCACUAAGGGAAGCGAGGACCGCGGCGUUGCCGCGAAGUUGGGGAAGCGCCGAUCUCCCAUUACUAGAUCCAUCGUGCGAAGGCAUGAUUAGUGCGCAGCUGGAGGGAAACGAAGACACCCAACGCGAAACGGAGAGGCCGAAGGAUGUUGUAUCUGUGAAGCAUUUUCGCGUGAAGGCAAAAAACAGACACGCUAUUCCUUUGUAUGUUUACCCCGACCUGGAGACUGGACUAGAUUCAGGCUUUUGA
This is a messenger RNA of Besnoitia besnoiti, 2628 nucleotides long. RefSeq lists its product as uncharacterized. The transcript has a single exon. Bases 1 to 2628 code for a protein of 875 amino acids. Lineage: Eukaryota; Apicomplexa; Conoidasida; Eucoccidiorida; Sarcocystidae. The record is from RefSeq and is a predicted model, not a curated record.